Messenger RNA from Phyllostomus discolor (pale spear-nosed bat), 1750 nucleotides. RefSeq names its product putative claudin-24 (gene CLDN24). The record is from RefSeq and is a predicted model, not a curated record. The transcript has a single exon. Gene Ontology annotation, biological process: cell adhesion; bicellular tight junction assembly. Gene Ontology annotation, molecular function: structural molecule activity. NCBI's taxonomy places the organism in Eukaryota, Metazoa, Chordata, Mammalia, Chiroptera, Phyllostomidae. Gene Ontology annotation, cellular component: bicellular tight junction; plasma membrane. The coding region runs from base 887 to 1549 and encodes 220 amino acids.
GGUGUGUUCCCAAGGUGUGGCCUGAAUCAAAAAACCGAACGCCAGCUCCGCUGUGGCUCCUGUUUGCAGGCCAGAGUUUGCAUGCCCUGAACCGCGGGAGUCUUCACGCUGGGGCUUGUGACAGUAAAGACAGCUCAGCCCUGGACAGAGAGCUGUACCCCACAUCCUUAACGAGGAUGGACGACAUCUCCCUGUGAAACCCAGAGCUUCCCAGGACGCACCCUUCCUCCCUGGGCACGCACCUCCGCGGUUUCCGUUUUAAUGAGCCCGGUGAACCUGCAUCCACCUUUCGAAGGAAUCCGAGGAAGCCGCUCCUGCCAAGCCCCGGCUGUGGCCCUGUGACACUCAAGAACGCGGGCCAGGCUCUCGUGUAGGUUGAGGGAGCCCAAGGAGAGUGAAGAUUAUAGGGCAAGCCCGCCUUUCUUUACAAGGGCUUGCUUUGCAUCCUGGAAUCUCAGGUUCAGCCAUUACAAUGAAGUCCUGUUAUAGAGAGCGCUGGCCUUUUAUCACCACUUAAAAUCUAAUUAAUCCAUAUUGAAGCACAAAGAUUUCCGUUGUCCUUUAGGGUGAGGGGUCAUAGAGGCCUCUUUGUUCAUCCUUCGACUUAGCAUCACCAAGGCUUGGGGAUAUAAUUUUACCAAGCAAAUCGGAAGGUAACAGAUCAAAUCCUUAUCAGAAAGCCUAACUCACAGUUUGAACAGAGCCCCGCGUCCUUUACAUGAAACAUCAUAUUCAUGAAGAACAAAAACGCAUUUCAGGGUGCCCAAGGAGUUAAUGAGUGGGGCUUAUAUCCCAGGCAGCAUAGGACCAAGCCCAGCACACCGCUGUCCACCACAAACAGACUCCGGCUCCUGGAGGGGCGGUGGAAGUCACAAGAUUUGUGGCCAUGGCUUUUGUCUUUAGAGUAGUAAUGCAAUUCGUCGGAUUUUUAUUAUCUUUGCUGGGAUGGGUUUUAUGCAUUAUUACAAUGUUUCUGCCCCAUUGGAAAAACCUCAACCUGGAGCUGAACGAAAUGGAAAACUGGACCAUAGGCCUCUGGCAAGCCUGCGUCAUCCAGGAGGAAGUCGGGCGGCAAUGUAAGGACUUCGAUUCUUUCCUGGCUCUGCCUGCCGAACUCCGGAUCUCCAGGGUUCUGAUGUUCCUGUCCAACGGGCUGGGCUUUCUGGGCCUGCUGGUCUCCGGGUCUGGGCUGGACUGCUUGAGAAUUGGAGAGAGACAGCAAGAGCUCAAGAAGUGGCUGCUAAUCCUGGGAGGGGUUCUGCUCUGGACCUCCGGCCUCGCAGCCCUGGUGCCUGUCUCCUGGGUCGCCCACGUGACCGUCCAGGAGUUCUGGGAUGAGACUGUCCCGGAGAUUGUGCCCAGGUGGGAGUUUGGGGAGGCCCUCUUCCUCGGCUGGUUUGCUGGGUUUUCUCUCCUGCUAGGGGGGUGUCUGCUCAUCUGGGCAGCCUGUUCCACCCACGCGCCUCUGGCCUCGGGCCACUACACAGUGGCAGAAACAGAGACUCAGUGCCCAUUCCUGCAAAAUGGCACUGCGGUUCCGAAAGUGUGACGCUGACAAGACCAGAGAGACGUAUUAUCUGCACCAGCUGUGACGUACACGUGGACACAAGAUCGGGGUCUUGGGUACACCACUCAAUCUGUGCCACUCACAUUUUCUCAAUAAUUACUCUCCUAUCCUAGAGUCCCUUCCCCCUCAAAAAUCUGGAGAAGAGGCAAUCUUAUGUCUCAAAGAACAGGACCAUGUUAAUUA